AUGUUCACAAUGGAGCAUCCUGCCUACUUGAAGACUGGUCUUCCAGGCUUCCUUACACAGCAUGCUGUUGAGAUCCACGUCACAAAGCACCACCAGGCUUACAUUGACACCGCUAACAAGCUCAUCGUCGGCUCCGGCCUCGAGGGCAAGUCCAUCGAAGAGGUCAUUCAGAAGGCUCAGGGCCCACUCUUCAACAACGUUGCUCAGCACUUCAACCACUCCUUCUUCUGGAAGUGCCUUUCUGCUGACAAGGUUGCCGUUCCAGCUAAGGUUGCUGAUGCCCUUACAAAGGAAUUCGGCUCUGUCGAGAAGUUCGAAGAAACAUUCACAGCCAAGGCUUCCACAGUCUUCGGCUCCGGCUGGUGCUACCUCUACAAGAACAAGGAGGGCAAACUCGAAAUCGGCCAGUACUCUAACGCUGCUAACCCAGUCAAGGAUGGAUUCAAGCCAGUCCUUACAGUCGAUACAUGGGAGCAUGCUUGGUACAUCGACUACGAGAACCGCAAGGCUGAAUACUUCAAGAACUUCUGGGCCCACGUCAACUGGGAAUUUGUUGCUUCUAACCUCUAA
Trichomonas vaginalis G3 is the source of this 570-nucleotide messenger RNA. Its product is annotated as iron superoxide dismutase. NCBI's taxonomy places the organism in Eukaryota, Parabasalia, Trichomonadida, Trichomonadidae. The record is from RefSeq and is a predicted model, not a curated record. Bases 1 to 570 code for a protein of 189 amino acids. Gene Ontology annotation, molecular function: superoxide dismutase activity; metal ion binding. The transcript has a single exon. Gene Ontology annotation, biological process: superoxide metabolic process.